UCAGCUGGCAGCGACAGGGCUGUCGCCAACAUAAAAAAUUUAAUUAAAUAAUUUGCUUUUGGUUUUUGCAUUGAAAUUCUAAAAUUUUAUAUUUAUUAUGAACUUUUGGCGCAACGUUCGGCAGCUGCUCAAAAACAAACGUAUUUUUUCACAUGUUUUUCUGAGUGUUCAUUUAAAUGGAUCGUUCCCGAAAGUAUUUGUUCAUCCACAUUUCUACAAUCUGGCAACGCUGUUCAAGUUUGCCGCUAUUGUCGGGUUGAUGGAGCCACAUAAAAAACUGCGUACAACAAGCAAAGCCAAAUAUGACACGAUAAUUGACUCGAAGGCGCAACAAUAUCUAAAUGCACUGAAAGUGCGAUGGAUGCAACUACACGAGAUGCCCGGCUUAUUCGCCUAUCAGCUGCGGGAGGAGCGUUUAAAGCGACAACUGCCCGGGCGAUAUGGUUUCCAUGUGGAAUUGAAUGCGGAUAGAUCGUUGAAACGUCGCGCACCACAAAUUAUAGACAAUUUGAAUCCUAAAUUUAAGCCGCAGCAGUUCAAUUUCAAUAAAGUCGAUGGCCAGGAAGUGCUGCUGAUCAUCGAUGAUCUGAAGGAUAAGUGCGAGAUACAGAUGAUCAUCAACAAGAGUCCACUGACCAAAUAUCAUACACUCAUCUGUCCCGAUGUAAAGAAGAAUUUGGUACAACGCGUAACAUUAAAAUCGCUGGCUUUCUGCAUCAAUUUCCUGCGCAACAUUGAAGAACCCAAUAUGCGGAUGGGCUACAACAGUCCGGGAGCUCUUGCCUCCGUCAAUCAUCUACAUUUCCAUUUGCUGGACAUGCCACAAGAGUUGUACAUCGACAAAGUGAAUCUGCAGGAGAUUGCCGGUGGCUAUGCCUAUCGGUUGAAUAAGGAAUCGCCCACAGAAGCUGUGUGUUUUGUUGUCCAGGCCAAAGAUGAUGAGCAACAGGUGCUGGAGAAGGUGCAGAAUAUCCAUAAGCUGACCGAAUGGUUGUGCAACAACAAGUUGCCACACAACAUGUUUAUCACACAGCAAAAGAACUCCAACGAUCUCCGAGUAUUUGUGUUUGUACGCGACAAGUUUUGCGUGUCCAAGGAUGUGACGGCCUUCAAUGUGGGAUUCUGCGAACUGGCUGGAUUCAUUCCACUUUCAGAUGAGGAUAAAGUAAAGAAUUUGACGGAGCAGAAGGUAAUUGAACGCAUUCGCUCUGUUACUGGAAAUGCCUACGAUGCUGUCUACGACCAGGUGCAACACAUUGUUAAUGGCACCGAUCAAUCGCUGUGGCAGCAGCCGUUUACUUUAUAAGUAGUACAUAGAACUUUGUGAUUGUAGCUUAAAUUUAUUAAAUACGAAAUAACAUUGCUAAACGGCCGCUGCAAUGAA
Molecule: messenger RNA, 1384 nt
Organism: Drosophila albomicans
Lineage: Eukaryota; Metazoa; Arthropoda; Insecta; Diptera; Drosophilidae
Product: GDP-D-glucose phosphorylase 1
Exons: 3
Coding region: 98-1306 (402 amino acids)
Biological process (GO): glucose metabolic process
Cellular component (GO): cytoplasm
Molecular function (GO): GDP-D-glucose phosphorylase activity
Source: RefSeq, a predicted model, not a curated record